Cephus cinctus (wheat stem sawfly) is the source of this 4260-nucleotide messenger RNA. Its product is annotated as protein Wnt-1. Gene Ontology annotation, cellular component: extracellular region. The transcript has 8 exons. NCBI's taxonomy places the organism in Eukaryota, Metazoa, Arthropoda, Insecta, Hymenoptera, Cephidae. Gene Ontology annotation, biological process: canonical Wnt signaling pathway; cell fate commitment; multicellular organism development. The record is from RefSeq and is a predicted model, not a curated record. Gene Ontology annotation, molecular function: frizzled binding; cytokine activity. Bases 2968 to 4128 code for a protein of 386 amino acids.
ACCCUCAUAAAGGAUUUGGAAAUAGAAAUUACUCAAUUUUCACUGUUCUCUCAAAGUUCACUGCUGGUUUGUGACUUUAUUUUUCCCUGAUACAUAUUUCUUUUUAAUAAUCAACCGUACCCCUUAUAUUCACGUGGUGCCAAUUUUUAAAGGGAUUUAGACUAUAAAAUAGACAUGCAGAAGUGUCGUUAUUAAUGUUACAUAAUUUUUAACUCCCGACAGCCUGCCUGCCUGAAGGCAGAUACAGAAGGGGAUUUAUGUGACAUUGUUUAAAUCGAGUUAAAUCCUAUAAAAUAAAAAUUUUAUUUUUGUUUAAACAUUCCAAUAACGAACAUGCAAAUUUUACUAUUGCAUAUUGCAGUAUUCUACAGUAUAUCUGCUAUACGUAAGUUUAGACCUUAUUUCCAUUGAUUAUCUAUAAAUCAUAAACAUUCAGUUGUCGCCAUUAGAUAUGCUUCGUCCUGGAGCUUAUGAUUAUUAUUGACUAUCUCGUACAGUUUGUUUUUUAUUCCUAAGAGGUGUCUUAUAUUUUCGGUAAUUUUUCUUAUCAUUUACCUUUAAACUAAAAUCCCAGUGUAGAAUAAACAUUCCUGACUCGCACAUGUAUGUACACCAUGAUAUCCUUACCCUAAGAAUAACAGGACAAACUUAUUACACUCUUGCUCUCCCCAAUUCCCGCGACUAUUUACACCGCAAACAUAUCUUUAAAAACUGUUCAAGAGCGCGCAGUUUCCAUGUACAGCCUCGAAUAUAGACCUCAGUCAGACAGGAAUGAAAUCUCUUGGAUAGAUAGGAACGCGAGACAGCUUGUCUCGCACGUUUCCGUGGUUUACAAUUAUUUAUACUUGCACGGGUCAAACGAUAAGAUUUCAUAUUUUACAGGCAGAGACGCUUUGGAAGAUGGUAUACGUCCUGCCAAGUUCUUCGGCCGAUAUUCUACCGUUCUUCCAGCUUCCGUCUCCAUCUAUCUACCACCCGCCGUCACUAGAGCAUCGACAUUCAGAAGUCUAUUAAAUCGGUUAAAACGAUAGUAUCGCCAUCUAUAAUACUCUCACGGUACUAAGAUUGAGUAGCGCUGCAACAGGGCAAUAGGACUGGCAACGUCCGUGGUGGCCGAGGUUGUCUGUUUUCAUUAAACUCCUGGUAACAAAACGGGCCUUAUCUCGUUGCAUAACACAGAUUUACUUGAGUAAAAGUAUAAUAACCUAACCGCGGCCGUGCGGACGUAUCUACCAACUCAUUGGCCAGUUGUAAACGUAACUUCUAUCGGCAGUGGGCUUCUUGUAAAACUCGCGGAACGUUUCACGUGGUCCAGUGUUGGCGCACCAGAAGAACGGACCCAAACAGGCCCCGGACUGAGCAUGCCUGAUUAGCCACGCAGAAUGAGGUAGGCCAUGUAACAAUGGCAUACAGCUAGGAAGCAGCUAGAAAUAGAUUCAUAAUUCUUCAUGAAAAUGUAUGUCGGGUCAGGAUAACUCGUUCAUGAGGACAUAUGUGUAUAAUUAUGGGUAUGUUUUAUAUUGUGUGUAUAUAUACGCGUACACGUACGAAUAAACCUCGAGUCGGGAAGAGGAUCGUAAACGAGAGCAAAAACUCCCGGGUGAUCGAGUUUCCGAUUGGGGCCCUCGGAGACGAGUAAUCGACCUUAAGAGGGUACUCGAGAAUAAACCAGACGCUUGGUGUACUUGACUGGCCGAUCGUAGAAUCCGGAGGUAUCCCCCGAACGGGUCUUCAGGAUAAUUCUAGUUGAGAAUUGAAAAUCGUAAGGAUCCUCAAGAUGCGGAGUCCUCGAGGAAUAUUUUUGAAUAUCCUUCGGCAGUACUCACAGAGAAAUAAUUAACGGCACUGAUGCACGUGGAAUACCGCAUUAAAUGAAUAUACUUGUAAAAUCACUGUAUUACUGUUCAAGGAUGCUCCAGGAUGCCUCGAAGCUUUCCAAAGAUAAAUAUAUCUUAUUUACAAUGCAAAAAUCAGCAUUUGCGUUACAACGCGUGUUAAAGACACUAUCAGCAUCAAUAGUGUAGAUCUUGUAGAUCAUCUUGUAGAUUGGUACCGAAGUGAUUCUGUCUCAGGGUGCCGAAAUUCUUCAAUUAGCCCUUAAGUCCCUCCCUUCGUUCAGCCAAUCAGCGUCUCUCUAUGGCUCGAUUGCUCCACCCACUUCUCUCCCGUCACUCGCAGUUUUCCUCGUGGCAACCAGCCACAGUACCUACGCGACCGCUCACUGAAUCGCAUCUGUGCGCGCAUCACCUAUUCCUCUUGCGGUUACGUCAACGUGUUUCCUGACUGUCCACUUGUCAAAAAGAGUCCAGCUUGAGACUUACGGCGUCGCGUAGUAAAUCCAAAGAGGAAAAGAAGAAGUAAACAAGGAAAGAAAAAAGAGACUUCUGGUCUCCAUUCAUCGAUACCGGAAACGCGCCACUCACGUUCUCCGGAAAUAAUUGUUAAACGGCGCGUAAAAUUAGUUGUUCCUUGUUUGUACGAUAAUAAUCAUUAAUCUACAAACGUUAAUCGAGCGUGAAUCGUGUCGCGACGAGUGUCAAACAUGUAAAGACUCGUCGGGUAUAGAACGAAUUUUAAAAAAAUAGACCCAACUCGUGGAACCAUUUUCAUGCGUGAUCGAUACGUGUCAAGGAGUUUUCUUAGAAUUUUAAAUAGUUUAAACCUUAUUUUGUUUAACAAUAGUUAUUGAGGGGGUCGGUUCGUUCUAGUAGACCGGUUCUGCUCGGGCAACAGUCUGAUAGGACUGGGGAGAAAAAAAGGAGGCGGAAAAAUGCAAGGUUAAGAGAGCGUGCCUCCUCCUCGGUUAGAAAACGUGUGAAAUCGGCCCGGUACGCGCAUAUAUCGUGUUCGGUACACGUAUAAUCAGAAUCGCCGACUUGUUUAUCCUUUUUCUUUUGCUCUUCUUCCCCACACGGCUUUACUUUCCCGAAGGACCGAUUCGUGGUGUUUAACGGUGGUAUUGGGGAAAUGGCGAGGUUCCCGAGAACGAGUACGAUACUCUUGACGUGUGCGAGUCUCAUCCUCCUGACAGGACGUCACUGCGUCCAUGCAAACUGGUGGUAUCUCGGCAUUGAGACCAGAGUCAGCACAUCCGGUUCCGAGAUCAGUACUGAUCUUCAGACGCCAAUUGGCGCUGCUGUAGUUGGACCUGCCAGUGCCGAGAGAAACUGUAAGAGUUCGCAUUUGACACUUAAACAACAGACAAUAUGUUCCCGUUCGCCGCCAGUGCUCCAGGCCGUCAGUGCCGGCGCCCGAUUGGCCAUCGAGGAGUGCCAGCAUCAAUUCAGAUCGGCAAGAUGGAACUGCUCGAUCAGUCCGGAGAGUCCUGAUAAUAUUUUCGGCGGUGUUAUGCUCGUCAACAGUCGCGAAGCUGCGUUCGUCUACGCGAUAUCAGCAGCAGGCGUGGCCUAUAGCGUGACCCGUGCCUGCUCCAGGGGUGAACUGACGGAUUGCUCGUGCGACAAUCGCGUAAGGGCGAGACACCCCAGUCACUGGCAAUGGGGUGGUUGCAGCGAGGACAUUCACUUCGGUGAGAAGUUCUCGAGGGAGUGGUCCGAGGGUGGCGAGGAGCCUCUCAAGGAUGCAACCCUUAACGGGCCAGCUGGAUUGGCCGGACAGCUAAUGAGAAGACACGACAGCGAGGCCGGAAGGCGCGCGGUGCGCUCGCGAAUGCAGAGAGUGUGCAAGUGUCACGGAAUGUCUGGCUCGUGUAGCGUGAGGGUAUGCUGGAGAAGAUUGCCAGCGUUCAGGACGGCCGGCACAGCACUCGCGUCCCUUCACGAGGGCGCAGCGUUGGUGAGACUGGCCCAAAGGGGUGGCAGAAGACCGGCCCGAUUGCGGCCUGCCAGACCCGAUCUUAAAAGGCCGAAUAAAACGGAUCUGGUUUAUCUCGAGGACAGUCCCGAUUAUUGCGAGCGAAACUUCACCUUGGGCAUUCCUGGUACUCGUGGACGUGUGUGCAACAGGACGUCCCUGGGACUGGACGGCUGUCGGCUGCUUUGCUGCGGGCGCGGUUAUCAGACGAGGGUGCGUGACGUCACCGAGAAGUGCAAGUGCAAAUUCGUCUGGUGCUGUCAAGUGCAGUGCGAGCUCUGUCGGCACACACGGGAGGAGCACGUGUGCAACUAGUCCGGCUGCUGUCUUUAUUUUGUCUCUUCAUUCUCUCUAUCUCUAACUCUCUUUGCGGGGGUAGAAAAAUAGGAGCGGCCGAAUGGUGGGGAUGGUGAGGAUACGAGUGAAGAGGGGAUGAUAUUCACGGAA